GCCGCGAAUUAUUUGCCACGUUGCCGAGUGUGGAGUAUAAUUCUUCCUAACACGUAUGGUAUUCCACAACAGCGGAAUUCUCCCCUUUAAUUACAACGUUGUUUCAGUUUGACAUCCUCAAAUACCUCUACUUCAUUCCUGGUUUUUUGCGAUUAAAUACUGGUACAAUAAGCUCGAGGAAAGAGGUAAAAUGAAAGUCAAAGACGUUAACAGAACAGCAAAUAUUGCAUGGAGUCCUGCACCUCAGUACCCAAUCUACUUAGCAGCAGGAACGGCUGCCCAGCAGCUUGAUGCUACAUUCAGGUUCCACAAACUGGUGUGGGGACCCCAUGGUAUGGAAUCAUCCAGUUCAUCGUCAGGCCUUUUGAUUGGUGGAAGUGACAAUGGGGUGAUCAGUAUCUAUGAUCCAACUAAGAUUUUAUCUGGAGAUAUUGAUGACUGUUUGGUUUUUCAAUCAACUAAACAUACAGGACCUGUGCAAGCUUUGGACUUCAACCCAUUUAAGACAAGUCUGUUGGCAUCUGGAGCAAGUGAUUCUGAAAUUUACAUCUGGGACUUGACAAAUCCCACCAACCCUCUUACACCAGGAAGUAAAACUUUACCACCAGAUAACAUCAGUUGCGUAGCAUGGAACAGACAGGUGCAGCAUAUCUUAGCCUCAGCUUCUCCCUGUGGCCGCUGUGUUGUGUGGGAUCUGAGGAAGAAUGAACCAAUUAUUAAAGUCAGUGAUCAGAGUGCAACAAUUCGAUGCAAAGCAGUUGAAUGGCAUCCAGAUGUGGCAACUCAGAUGAUUUUAGCUUCAGAAGAUGAUAGAUAUCCAGUUAUUCAGAUGUGGGAUCUUCGAUUUGCUACGUCUCCCAUGAAGGUGCUUGAGGGACAUCAGAGGGGAAUCCUGUCAAUAGCUUGGUGCCCACAAGAUCCUGACUUACUCAUGAGUUGUGCAAAGGACAACCGUAUCCUUUGUUGGAAUCCUAAUACCCAAGUUGCAGGAGGAGAGAUUGUUUAUGAGUUGCCGACUACAGCUCAGUGGAGUUUUGAUGUUUCUUGGUGUCCAAGGAACCCUGCUAUGGUGUGUACUACAUCUUUUGAUGGGCACGUCAGCGUGUUUUCUCUCAUGGGUGGAAGUGCCUCUGGACAAGAUAUUCAACAACAAAAAGUGAUGAGUUCUUUUGAUGUGGAUGACCCAUUUAUGUCUCAAAUCCAUCAAGCUCAGCAACAACAACAACUGCAGCAACAGAAAACAGCAGCAACCAGUGCCCCCUUAAAAAAGCCUCCAAAGUGGCUGCGCAGGCCUUGUGGAGCCACAUUUGCCUUUGGUGGAAAGCUGAUAACUUUUGGGUAUUCAAAAGAAUCACCGUCUAGUCAGCUAUCAAUAAAAUCAACACACUGCAACUAUGUCAACAUAAGUCAGGUUACAACAGAACAGGAACUAGUUGGCAGGUCUCAUGAAUUGGAGGGAGCACUUGCUUCAGGAAGUUUCAUGCAGUAUUGUAAUGCGAAGGUGGAGAGCAGUACACAGGAGUUGGAGCGAACACUGUGGAGUUUCUUGAAGAUAAACUUUGAGAGAGAACCUCGCAGACAUUUCCUAACACUUCUGGGUUAUGAUCCAUUGGAGCUAUCAAAAAAGGUGGCCUCAUCUCAUACAUCGUCAGCCUCAAGUAGCACACAAGGAGGUGUUAAUGCUGAAGAAUUAGUCCAAAAGAUGAAGCUGUUGAGCACAGGGGAAGCAAGUGGGAAAACAGGGGAAGGUGUGUUUUCUAGUGGAGCAAGUACCCCCUCAGUAGCAGAAUCCAAGACUCCAUUGUCUGAGGCUGGAAGUUUAAAUGAAGGUGCUGCAGCCUUUGACGCUAUUGCUGCUGGAGGUCCAUUAUCAGUGGACACAGGGUCUGAGAUCGGAGUUAGUGAAGCUGUGAAGCCACCACUACCUUUCCAGAUACCUACAGAUGAUGAUACUGAUGGUCUCAUCACUCAAGCACUGCUAACUGGAAAUUUUGAAGCAGCUGUUGAUGUGUGUCUUCAUGCUGAUAGAAUGGCUGAUGCCUUCCUUCUUGCUAUUGCUGGUGGUCCAGAUCUUUUGGCCAGAAUACAAACAAGAUACUUUGAGAAGAGCAAGAGUAAUGUUGCAAGGCUGAUGUCAGUUGUUGUAAAUCGUGACUGGCGUGACAUAGUUGAGAGCUGUGUGUUGGAAAACUGGCGAGAAGCACUUGCAGCUCUUGUGACCUAUGCCAAAGCUGAAGAGUUCACUGCCCUGUGUGAUCUGCUUGGACAAAGAUUGGAACAGGAAGGUGAUGAGCACUGUGCUAAUGCCAUGGUCUGCUACAUUUGUGCUGGAAAUGUGGAGAAGUUUGUGUCCUGUUGGUCUAGAAACAUGCCAGCUGAACCUUCUCCCCUUGCUCUUCAAGAUUUGAUUGAAAAAGUCAUGAUAUUAAAGAAAGCUGUGGAGAGGGAACGUCGACUUUUGAUUGACAGUGGAUCAUCUGUUCUUGCGGAAAAACUCAGUAAAUAUGCAGAGAUUUUAGCAUCUCAGGGAUGCUUGGAAACGGCCAUGGGUUACUUGAUGACUGUAAAUGAUCAGGCAAGCCUGGGCGUGCUUAAGGAUCGCCUGUACACUGCACAGUAUCCAAGUCAUCUUGCUACUGCUACAGCUCCACCACCAUUCCCAUUCCAAAGGAUUGAUGUCCAAGCAGAACCUCUCCCUCAGGUUCAGAAUCAAGCUCAGUUUCAACAACAGCAAAGUUAUGGUGUCCCUGCACAACAGCGACAACAACAGCCGCAACAGCUCUACCAACCACCGCAGCAGCAACCCUCACCAGUAACUACACCUACUUAUCAACCAUCAAUGCCACCACAAAACACUCAGUUCUACAAUCCAGUUGCUUACCAACCACAGGUAUCCCAACCACCUUCAGUCUCUCAGCCAUCUUUUAACCAGCCUCCUCCUCCUCCUGCCUCUCAGACAACUUACUACAGUGGCCCACCACAGCCGUCACCCACUUCCAAUCAGCAGCAGGCUUCAUGGUCUCAAAAUCCACCAGUAUCAAUGUAUCAACCCCAAUCUACCAACACUACACCAACACAAGUGCCUACACAGGCCCAGUAUAGUACUCAGAUGCAAAUGAAAGGUCCACAACAGCAGCAGCCUCCAGUGCAGAUUUUCAAUCCUGGUAGUUCAGCCACUCCUGGUGCACCGUAUUCAGGCCCUUCCCUAACUGGAGCCCCUCCAGUUGGCCCUCCUUCACAAGGACCUUCUGUGCCCCCUCCUUCUACUGGUCCACCUCCAACUGAACCACCUCCACUCACAGGGGCCUGGAAAGACUCUCACAUGAUGAAGGCUAAGAAGCACCAGGCUCAAACUUUCACUCCUCCUGCACCGAUUACUGCUCCGCUGUUCGGCGCGGGAGAGCCACAGCAGACCCAACAGCAGCAGCCUUCUUCCAUUGGAAUGCCACAAGGUGUCCCCCCGGCAACUGGUGCACCUCCUAUGAUGCCUCCGGGGGGUGGUCCUCCAGGGGCGCCUCCAAGUUAUGGAGAUGUGUCCCCUCAACAACGUCCUCAGGUAUAUGAUGAUGGCAGUCCACCGCCAUCUCCUCAUCACCCCCCCAUGCCACACCCAUUACAUAUCAUACCUGCUCAGGAACCUCCUGCUCCUGUUAUGAAGGGUCCCAUCCCGUCUGAACACCUGAUACUACAGGAAACUUUCAGUGGACUGGCUGAGAGAUGCAAAGGCACAGCUAAUAAUCAGCAUACAAAGCGCAAACUAGAUGAUGUAUCCAAGCGAUUGGAAGCUCUUUACGAUAAACUAAGAGAGCAAAAGGUAAGGAAAUAUACCCUGAACUUCUCACAUUCAACGUAAGCCUUUGUUUUUGUAUUUUCAGCGUGUCAAGGAGGGGACUACCCCCGUGGUCUGAUGGCACAUACAAAGCUCAUAUCCAGCGGUAGUUUUUCGGAGAUCAGCACGUUUAUGCCUGGGCUCAAGUCUCUAAUGCAAAUAGCCACACAAUUACGUGUUUAAUGAUGUCUGCUGUUUAGAGAGAUUAGAGCCUUUUCCACUUGAAAUAAUUUUAAAGAACAGUCAGCACGUGACCCUUACCCUAGUUACGGUGUGGUGUGGACGUUGUGUCCUCAUACCGGAAUAACCUCGAAAUUACUCCUCAUUUUGUACGCCCUGGUUGCGGGGCUUUUGAUUGAUAAGAUUUGAACUUCAGCAAGAAGGACGGGAGGUUGUUCUGAGUGAGGAUCCGUUGUGAUCCGUCGCCUAUUCGAAUUCACUAAUGGUGGGUAUCAGAAAAAGAGAGAUUCCAAAAAAAUGUCGCCAAGUUUAUUUUUCCCGCUGAUCAAAGGAACAGGGAACUAGACAAAGAUACGAAUAGAAGAUUACAAAUUUCAAAAUAAGUUAUGAAUGUAAUUUUUUCACUUUUUCCAGAAAGGAAACAUAGAUAAUAAGGCCGUGCAACCCUUUAGAUUUUAGGUCUGUUUCUUUGUUUUUCUCGUGGAGAAAACUUUCAAAUCGAAGGAAACUUGCGAAGGUGAUCAUGGUCACACUUUAAUUUUGGAAAUUUGGAAAGUACCCUUUUUCCAAACAGUCUUCGAUUCAAAGCCAGUUAAAAGGGAAAGAUUGCAAUGUUCUGUGAUGAUUUUGCUACUAAAAAUAUGCGUUAACCAGUAUAAUUUUACAGUUCUUCUCAAUUACAGAUCGUGUUUAACUGGAA
This is a messenger RNA of Pocillopora damicornis (cauliflower coral), 4709 nucleotides long. Its product is annotated as protein transport protein Sec31A-like. Lineage: Eukaryota; Metazoa; Cnidaria; Anthozoa; Scleractinia; Pocilloporidae. The record is from RefSeq and is a predicted model, not a curated record. Gene Ontology annotation, biological process: endoplasmic reticulum to Golgi vesicle-mediated transport; endoplasmic reticulum organization; COPII-coated vesicle cargo loading. Gene Ontology annotation, molecular function: structural molecule activity; protein binding. Gene Ontology annotation, cellular component: endoplasmic reticulum exit site; COPII vesicle coat.